AUGGACUUCCCAGGUCAUUUCCAGCACAUUUUUCAGCAGCUGAACCACCAGCGUCUCCACUCCCAGCUAUGUGACUGUGUGGUGGUGGUGGGAAGCCAGAGCUUCCGGGCGCACCGCUCAAUCUUGGCAGCUUGCAGCUCUCACUUCAGGGCCCUUCUGAACUCCUCGGGGGCUGAUGAGGGUGGAGGAUCAGGAUUCGAUAGAGGUGGAGAUGGCGGCUGUGGCGUGAUGGAGCUGGAUCCAGAGGUAGUGACCCCUGAGGCCUUCUCAACCCUGCUUGAUAUGAUCUAUACCUCCACCCUCUCCCUGGGGGCCUCCAAUGUUAUGGACGUGCUGCUGGCUGCCUCACACCUACACCUGAACACUGUGGUCAAGGCCUGCAAGAUCUACUUGUCCAAGUGUAACUUCCCUACCUCACCUCCUAAAGGGUGGAGAUCGGUGCAACAACAGGCCCCAUCGCCCCCCACAGCAGUUAUGGUUGAGGUCCGCUCUAAACAACAAAUGUCAGUUUCACUUCAGCGCUUAGAGCUCAGCCUAGUCACCUCUGCCAUGGGAGCGCAGCUCCACGAUGGGGAAGCAGGAGCAGAAGUUAGCCAGUCUGGUGAGGUUGAAGAUCAAAGUGUGGAGAUGAGUGGCAUUAGCAGUGACUGGACUACAGCACUGACCAUGAGACGCAAACGUAAGUCAACCUCUCAUGCGGAGGGGAGCUGUCAUAAAAAGGGGACCUACGGGCUGCCCGAGGAGAACUAUGGGGAACUGUUUUCCACUGUGACCAGGAGCAGAUCCAAUAGAGAGGAGGGAGGAGCAGAACUCUCCUCGCCAGACUCCCUGAAGAUGGAUGAAGGCAUCCCCCUGGAGAGCAGAGGUGAGGAAGAAGAAGAGAUGAAAUAUGAGGCAGCAAAGGGAGAGGCUGAGGAGAUCCAGCUGCCAAGCCAAUCUGACAGCAGCAUUGGAGGCAGGCUGGAGGAAGAGGUAGAUGCAGAUGGAGAGAUGGUGGUGAAAGUGAAGGUGGGAGACGAUGGGGAUGAGGAAGGCGCUGAGCAAAAAACAACUGUUGAGGUGAAAAAGGAAAACCUGAGCUCAUCCUCUCCAGACUUGGACAGGGCACUCACUGACCCUGAAUCUCCCACAGAGGACAGCAGAGACAACCUAGUUGAUGCAUCACUGAGUGAUGAGAAAACAACCUCAGCCAGCCCCACAGAGGAGAACUGUUGCACUUUAAACCCCCAGUCAUGCACUGAUCCUCAAGCAGACACACAAAGACCUAGUAGUGAUGUGGUGGAGGAGUCAAUUGAUAGCGAGGGCCUGGAGAGCCUAUCAGACUUGGCCCUUUCCUGCUUCCUCAAUCCCAGCAGUGAAAGUGUCAUUGGUGCACUGGAGAUGGAAGACAGCCUAGCUACCCUGACUGUUAAUGCUACAACCAUCAACACUGACGCAACUGUUGGAGAACCAGGGGAACAAUGUCAAAGGUCAGACACAGCAAACACCUCUUCCACUUCUUCCUCCGAUUCUUCUCCCUCCUUUGUUUUUCCUGUAACCUCUGUUCCAUUUCAGCAGAUACAUGGUUUCAAUGACACACUCAUCCUCCAGCCUGCCCAGAGCUCUUUGGGGGGGUUCUUAAAAGGCAUCAGGCCAGGCAUCAGCGUACAAGCCUCGCUCAUCCAACCUUCCAUGGGUGCGAAGAGCAAAGGGAGCAGUGGCUCCGGGGCAUCUGCCUUCCGUCGCAUUGCCCCUAAAGUGAUGCCGUGCUCAGAGGCCUGUACAGAUCCCGACCUUUCCUCUUCCAGUGGAUCGGCAGGAGAUGCUGCUGAUCGCCCACCCCUGACCAGAGCUUCAGACGACGUUCUGUCCAAAUGUAAGAAGGCAGCAGCUGAGGACCACGUUCUGUUAGUGGAGGGGGAAAAGAAAUAUGCCUGCAGGAUCUGCUGUAAGACCUUCAUGAAUCUGACAGACUGUAAGAAGCAUAUUCGUGUCCACACAGGGGAGAAGCCAUACCCCUGCCCCAAGUGUGGCAAACGCUUCAGCCAGUCUUCUCACCUUUACAAACACUCUAAGAACACCUGUCUGCACUGGAAAGGCAAUCACCAACCCUUUCCGGAUGCACUGCUCUGAACUGUGCUCCUCUGAAUGGUGCUCACUUAACCUCAAUCAACUGACAGGAAUAUGGAUUUAUUUUUUUUAAGUGCUCUGUGAAUGAAGCUUACAAAUACAAUUGCUUCUCUGUGGAUUCUUGAUUUUAAGUAAUUUAGAGUAGAAAUUUUUCCAUCAACGGUGAUUAUUUUUCAUGUCCGCCCUACAUUGCUGUGACAUGUCAGAUGACGACUGUUAGAUGAAAUUAAAAUUUGUUGCCAUGGAUCAAAUGUAGCCAAGCUAAAAUUAACGAAUUGGAAAAUGUUCUCUGAGAGAAUAAUCUUGUUUACAUCAAUGCACCUUAAAAAGGUUAUAAAU
This is a messenger RNA of Lampris incognitus (smalleye Pacific opah), 2448 nucleotides long. RefSeq names its product zinc finger and BTB domain-containing protein 5-like. The record is from RefSeq and is a predicted model, not a curated record. Gene Ontology annotation, biological process: regulation of transcription by RNA polymerase II. NCBI's taxonomy places the organism in Eukaryota, Metazoa, Chordata, Actinopteri, Lampriformes, Lampridae. The coding region runs from base 1 to 2112 and encodes 703 amino acids. Gene Ontology annotation, molecular function: DNA-binding transcription factor activity, RNA polymerase II-specific; protein binding; RNA polymerase II cis-regulatory region sequence-specific DNA binding. The transcript has a single exon. Gene Ontology annotation, cellular component: nucleus.